This is a messenger RNA of Pleuronectes platessa (European plaice), 1275 nucleotides long. RefSeq lists its product as uncharacterized. The transcript has 5 exons. The record is from RefSeq and is a predicted model, not a curated record. NCBI's taxonomy places the organism in Eukaryota, Metazoa, Chordata, Actinopteri, Pleuronectiformes, Pleuronectidae. Bases 90 to 968 code for a protein of 292 amino acids.
UUUCCUUUCAGAUCGUAGAAGAAGAAGUAGAGGAAGUAAAUAGUGUGUCUUUAGAGGAUAGCGGGCUGAAACCUGCUGACGUGGUGGUGAUGUCAUCAGUGAAGCAGAGGUUCCGUGACAUCAGCCCUGUCCCUCUGCAGGUAGUGGGUGGGGCUGUGAUCUCCAGUCUGUACUGUGGGGAGGUGGAGGGGCUGUCGGGGGAGGCGGGGGGGCUGGUGGAGUCCUUCCUGGUGGAGCUGUAUCGGUGUAAACUCUGUCAGUUCACCUGCGGCCUCAAGCCUGCCAUCAACAGCCACCUGCUGCAGAGGCACCGCCCCCCCGCCCUCGCCUACCUGGGGGAGGCUGAUGAAGGGGAUGGUGUUGAGGGUGGAGAGGAGGCGGGGCUCCACCAGGGGGCAUCGCCCUAUCAGCUGGACCUGAACGGACACUCGAAGCAGAGCAACGAGGACGAGGACUUCCUGCUCUACAACAUGCUGGACAACAUGAGCCCACCCACCUGUGACAUCAGCACGGAGGGAGGGCUGCAGGUUGCACACACCUGUGAGGUCAGCACGCUGUUUGAGGAGGAAGAGGGGGAGGAGAAGGAGGGGGCGGAGUCCAUCUUCCAUCUGCAGGGGGGCUCAGUGGAUCUGUCUUGUCACAUCACCCCCCCCGCCACUAAGGAGGAGAUGGCUCAGUCUGCUCACCUCAUGACUCUCGGACUUUGUCGUAUCUCAGCCGCCAAACAUCCUCCCCCUCCUUCCCCAACCCAACACCUUCCUCCCCCAGAACGCCCCCCCCUGUGCGCCCCAGGACGACAGGAAGCAGUGCAAGACAAACGGUCAACAGAGGAGGACGGUGCUGCCAUGUCUCCUUUGUCCUCUGAUGCUUUCGUCCAAGCGGCUCCUGGACGUUCACAUCCAGUCUCACCGAGCAUCAGGCGGCUUCAGCUGCGUCCACUGCAGUUGGACGGCCAACAGCUGGAAUGACCUAGAACCUCAUUGGAGGAGCCACUACAGGAAAGUACAGAGGGCGGAAGAGGAGGAAGAGGAAGAGGAAGAGGAAGAGGAGGCGGAGGCGGCGGCGGCGUGUUCUGUCUGUCUGAGGACGUUCAGGAAUGUUUCAUCACAAAACGCUCAUCGCCACAAUAACUGUUCAGAUGGAAGAGCCGACUGAUAGGACCAGCAGUAGGCAAGAAGGCGGAGCUUACAGACAGACAGACAGCUGGCAGCCAAUCAGAAAGCAGCCUGAGUGUGAUGGUUCCUGGUCCGACUGGCAGGCGACAUACUGGCUCAC